Chanos chanos (milkfish) is the source of this 842-nucleotide messenger RNA. It is a transcript of the gene ttr, whose product is annotated as transthyretin (prealbumin, amyloidosis type I). Bases 34 to 486 code for a protein of 150 amino acids. The record is from RefSeq and is a predicted model, not a curated record. Gene Ontology annotation, biological process: purine nucleobase metabolic process. NCBI's taxonomy places the organism in Eukaryota, Metazoa, Chordata, Actinopteri, Gonorynchiformes, Chanidae. The transcript is spliced from 4 exons.
UAGAAUAGUUCAGUUCAGCAGCAGUUCAGCGUCAUGAUGGCCAAAGUGGUGGUCUGUGUGUUCCUCACCUGCGUGUUUGUGCUCUGUAGCACCGCCCCAGUGGAUGUGCACGGUGGAUCCGACGAGAAGUGCCCACUGAUGGUAAAGAUUUUGGACGCAGUGAAGGGCAUUCCUGCUGGAUCCGUGGCGCUCAAAGUAUCUCGCCAGGGAGCCGACGGGGCAUGGACACAGGUCGCCAACGGGGUGACGGAUGCGACGGGUGAAGUUCAUAACUUGAUCACAGAUCAGGAAUUUACAGCUGGUGUGUAUCGCGUGGACUUCGACACUAAAGCCUACUGGAAGGCCGAGGGUCGCACGCCUUUUCACGAAGUUGCCAGUGUGGUGUUUGAGGCACAUGCUGAGGGACAUCGACACUAUACACUGGCCCUGUUACUGAGUCCCUUCUCCUACACCACAACAGCAGUGGUGGUUAACGCACACCAGUGAAUGAAGACAUGAACACACACACGUACACACACACACACACACACACACAGGUUAUACACUGUUCAAGAACUGAGGCAGGAGGUGAAGUUUUCAACUAUAAACUCUUUUUAAUGAUCAUUACAGAGCAUAUUGCAGUGAACAGACCAGUAGAACAGAAACAUCCGGAACCAGGACUGUACACGUCAGUCAAAGCAGCCAGCAUCACAGGAAAACUCUGCUUCUGACACUGAUGUUACAGUAAAUGUGGACCCUCAGAAACAGAGACAGAGAGGAAUGGUCCUCCUUUCAGUACCAACUUGUCAUCCAGAGGUCUACAGACAUGGCUCCUGAUGAAAAUUAAAACUUUUAAAAAAUAA